Messenger RNA from Geodia barretti, 1435 nucleotides. Lineage: Eukaryota; Metazoa; Porifera; Demospongiae; Tetractinellida; Geodiidae. The record is from the annotation of a GenBank genome assembly.
CGAACCACCCAGGGAACGCUGCCCGGCGCGACGCGAGGGGCAGAGUCGCCACGCUUUGCGUUGUCGGCGAUUCCAUCCCCUGUAUAUCUGGAUAGCUGGAGUGGCCUCGGUAGUAGUGGUGCUGGCCUUAUGCCUCGCCAUCUGGGGCCCGGGGAUGGAUUUCCCGACCACCGUUGCCCAAGUGCAGUCCAGCGACGGAUCGACGAGUUUCCCCAGGUCCCUGCGCGAUGUCACCGGAGACGCGAUAGAUGGCGGACGAAGGUGCUGACCACCAACGGCCGCUGGCUGUUCGAAGGCAUAAAGGACGGCAUCACCUACGCGCUACUCUACAUCGAGGGCGGUUUAAAAUGGCUCCCGUGGCCGGCGGUGGUCCUGGGGUUGGUGCUGGCGGCAUUCGCGGUGGGUCGUUGGGGGCUGAUGGCCUUCGCGGGGUUCGCGUUCCUAUUCAUCGGAUUCAUGGGGCUGUGGGAACCCACGAUGGACACGAUCGCGCUGAUGGUCGUGGCGGUGAUCCUAUCGGUUGGUAUAGGUCUCCCGUUGGGAGUGGUGGGCGCUCGAAACCAGACCGCCGACCGCAUCAUGCGCCCGAUCCUGGACGGGAUGCAGACGAUGCCCAGCUUUGUGUACCUGAUCCCUGGAAUACUGUUCUUUGGCCUGGGCAAACCGGCCGGUAUCUUUGCCACCAUCAUCUACGCGGUGCCGCCGGUGAUCAGGCUGACCAACCUGGGGAUACGGCAGGUCUCGCCGGAGACGGUGGAAGCGGCCCGCUCCUUUGGAGCGUCUCCGCUGCAGAUCCUGUCCAAGGUGCAGAUACCCAUGGCAUUGCCCACCAUAAUGGCCGGCAUCAACCAGACGACGAUGAUGGCAUUGGCCAUGGUAACCAUAGCCAGCAUGGUCGCGGCAGGGGGCCUGGGCGACAACGUCCUGCGGGCGAUCCAGAAGAACGAGGUUGGCAAUGGCGUGAUCGCGGGUCUGUCCAUUGUUUUCAUGGCCAUCGUGAUCGACCGGCUGACGCAAGCGGUGGCGCGGAGCAGGCAGGAAGCUCUGCAGAGCGGCAAUUAGCAAUCGCAUCGUAACCGAUGGGCGGCCAACAUGGUCGCCCAUCACCUUUUUUGUAUUACGAUUGCGCAACUUUUUGGUACGUUUACAAAUAUUUAUGUAAUGCUCCAUGUACUAAAACCGUCAGAUUGACAGCGAUAAACAACACUGCAAUAAUCGACGGCACUUAAAUCGUCGCCCGGAACUCCCGGCAGAUCACCCCGCACGGAGGAAAACAUCUUGUUAACCAAGUACAGAUUACUGGCUCUGACCAUGGUAUUGGCCGUGGUUACAGUCAUCGUCAUUGCCGCCUGCUCGCCGGCUGAACCACAGAUCGUCGAAGUCACAAAGGUCGUGACCGAACAGGUCGAAGUCGAAAAGAUCGUCGAAAAAGAAG